AUGGAUGAGGGGAAAAGACGUGCAGGGAUCCCCAUUGAAUUGGACAUACUGCUUACUGAUUCAUUGAAACUAGCAUUUCAGAAGGAAGAUAUUGAUUUUGAUGAUGAUGCAAUGUUACUUGAAUGUUAUGAAAAAUAUAUCAAAGCUCUUCAGGAAAAUAUACCAUCCGAACGCCUUCUAGUACAUCGAUUUGGAGAUGGUUGGGAACCAUUGUGUAGAUUCUUGAAUGUGGAUGUACCAGCUAACAUAUCAUACCCCGUGGCUAAUAAUCAGUCUGACUUGCAAAGGCUACGGGAAUUAAUAAAGAAGUGUGGAUCGAUUAAGGAAGUAGCUAGAAUUCAUCCAAGAAUUAUAUAA
Molecule: messenger RNA, 357 nt
Organism: Schistosoma curassoni
Lineage: Eukaryota; Metazoa; Platyhelminthes; Trematoda; Strigeidida; Schistosomatidae
Source: the annotation of a GenBank genome assembly